Molecule: messenger RNA, 712 nt
Organism: Cryptomeria japonica (Japanese cedar)
Lineage: Eukaryota; Viridiplantae; Streptophyta; Pinopsida; Cupressales; Cupressaceae
Product: CASP-like protein 2BC2
Exons: 4
Coding region: 125-679 (184 amino acids)
Source: RefSeq, a predicted model, not a curated record
CAUCGGCUUUAUAAUGAAAGGAAUCGCUUCAUCUACUACUUUUUUUCUUGCCUCACAAAAUUGGAGGAGUCAUACGAGGGAGAAGUAAAAACUGAGGAUCUAAGCUCUUUUCUGGGUAGUUGAGAUGGGUAAGCGAAUUUUGGACAAGGGAACAAAAAGAAUAAUGAUAAUAGAACUAAUAUUAAGGGCUUUUAUUUUGAUUUUUACAAUAUUUGGGAUGAGUCGUGCAAUAACUAUAAAGGAAACGAAGGAAAUAUUUGGCAUCCAAAAAGAAGCUACAUUCAAGCAAAUCAAAGCUUUCACAUUCUUGGUUGUUGCCAAUGGAAUUUUAAGUUGUUAUUCUCUUAUUCAACUUAUGAGAACAGCUCUGAGCAUUUAUUUUAAAACUCCAUUGCUAAACAAGGCAUUUGCAAGCAUUAUUUUUACUUGUGAUGAGGUUAUCACUUAUUUGAAUUUUGCAGCGGCAAUAGCAUCUAUAGAGUCUGCAUAUAUAGCAAAGGAAGGAGAAGAUGAUUUUCAAUGGUUCAAAGUAUGCUUCUUUUUCGGAAGAUUUUGCAAUCAAAUAGGAAUGGUUCUUGUGAGUUCCUUCAUAGAAAUUUUGUGUAUGGUAAUUGUGUCUUUGAUAUCUUCAUAUAAUCUUUUUCGAUUAUAUAAACUCAAGGCUAGAUCAAAUUGUUGAUGUCUUGAGAUAAUAUUUAUGAAUAUCUGUUUA